CUCCUCUCCUUGCCUGAGCUGCAUCACAUUGGCCAGCCAUCCAAACACCAGCAAAAGGCUGGAGGUGGAGCACGGCGUGCUGAACAGCCUCGGGUAGUCCUGCUGACCCCCCCUGGCUUGGGGGAAGGCGGACGGACCCAUACCCUGGGUCUUAAAACAAGAGGGGAGGCGUGGGGAGGCUUUCCAGCCGAGCCCGCCGACCAUUUCUAACGAAGUGGUGUUGCUGGUGGAUGAGACGCUUGACGAGAAGCCAGCGAGGUUCAGGACUGAAGACCACUCCCCGACCCAAGUUCUCAAUCUGUGUCCUGGGAGACCAGCAGCACUGCGAUGAAGCCAAGGCAGCCGACAUCCCUCACAUGGACAUUGAGGCGCUCAAGAAACUCAACAAGAACAAGAAGCUGGUCAAGAAACUCGCUAAGAAGUAUGAUGCUUUCCUGGCUUCAGAGUCUCUGAUCAAGCAGAUCCCUCGUAUCCUGGGUCCAGGGCUUAACAAGGCGGGCAAGUUCCCUUCCCUGCUCACCCACAACGAGAACAUGAGCACCAAGGUGGACGAGGUGAAGUCCACCAUCAAGUUCCAGAUGAAGAAGGUACUGUGCCUGGCUGUGGGGGUGGGCCAUGUGAAGAUGACCGAAGAGGAGCUGGUGUACAACAUCCACCUGUCAAUCAACUUCCUGGUGUCUCUGCUCAAGAAGAACUGGCAGAAUGUGAGAGCCCUGUACAUCAAGAGCACCAUGGGCAAGCCACAGCGCCUGUACUAGACCUGCGCCCUGCACUCGCUGCUUUGUACGAAUAAUAAACUACAGAUUCAA
Polyodon spathula (Mississippi paddlefish) is the source of this 809-nucleotide messenger RNA. It is a transcript of the gene rpl10a, whose product is annotated as ribosomal protein L10a. Gene Ontology annotation, cellular component: large ribosomal subunit. Bases 231 to 758 code for a protein of 175 amino acids. The transcript has 4 exons. Gene Ontology annotation, molecular function: structural constituent of ribosome; RNA binding. NCBI's taxonomy places the organism in Eukaryota, Metazoa, Chordata, Actinopteri, Acipenseriformes, Polyodontidae. Gene Ontology annotation, biological process: translation. The record is from RefSeq and is a predicted model, not a curated record.